UGGCCUGUGCUGACUGGUUUGCUGUCUGCUAGAAUAUCCUCAAACUCACCCUGGUCUCCUUCUCUUCCAGGAUGAUGCACUCUUUGAAUGAAUGGUUAUGGUGGCACGAGUACUGGCUUCCCCCAGGAAUCACCUGGGAAGACAUGAAGGAAUCUGAGGACAUCCAUUACCCUCAGCCUCAAGACCUCCUGCUCAGCAUCCCCUGUGCCCUGCUCUUGAUUAUUAUCCGGUACCUCUUUGAAAGAUUCAUAGCCCGGCCCCUGGGCAGAAAGCUGGGUUUGAGGGACAAGGUGAGACUGAACGCUCCACCCAAUCCUGUGCUGGAAACCUUCUACGCUACUCACAGCAAGGAUCCAAAGGAGGGGGAGCUGAUCAGCUUAUCCAAACAGUGUGACUUGCCCACCAGAAAGGUGGAGAGGUGGUUCCGAUACCGGCGGAACCAGGACAAACCCAGCCUGACUACAAAAUUCUGUGAGGCCAGCUGGAGGUUUACAUUUUACUUCAUUUCUUUCUUCACUGGACUUGCUGUCCUGUAUGAUAAGUCCUGGUUUUGGGACCAUAGAAAAUGCUGGGUGGGGUAUCCACAACAGCCCUUACUGUCCUCAGUGUUCUGGUACUACAUGCUGGAACUCUCCUUCUACUCCUCGCUGGUCUGCACGCUGCCCUUUGAUGUGAAGAGGAAGGACCUUAGUCAGCAGAUUGUCCACCAUGCGGCUACCAUCUUCCUGAUCUGUUUCUCCUACUGUGCCAAUUACCUCCGCAUUGGGACACUGGUGAUGGUGAUCCAUGAUGCUUCAGACUGUAUCCUAGAGCCAACCAAGAUAUUCAAUUACAUGAAGUGGAGACGAAUUUGUGAUGGGCUCUUCAUCAUCUUCUCAGCUGUUUUCCUCAUCACCCGUCUGCUCAUUUUCCCCUACAAGGUGCUCUACAAUACAUACUACUACUCCAUGGAGCUCUACCAGCCCUUCUUCGGCUACUAUUUCAUGAAUGCUCUCCUGAUGAUUCUGCAGCUGCUGCACGUCUUCUGGUCCUGUCUAAUCAUUCACAUGGUCUACAGAUUCAUCCUGCGUGGCACGAUGGAAAGGGACUUGAGAAGUGACACAGAAGAAAGUGACAUGGCUGAAGAGGAGAGAGAACAAAUGAAGGAGAAAGAGGAAAAUGGGACCAUGCAUUUUAGCAACAUCACAAACAACAAUUGCAUCCGGAAUAGCGGGGUCCAGCAGCUAAACAGCAGAGCCCAUCUCAGCAACGGCCAUGCCAAAGACAGAUAACCUAGGCCAGGCCUGUUGACUGAUCCAGCUAUACCGAACACAGCCUAACGUCCUUAGGAAUUGUCUGACUCAUUGUGUAGACCAGGAGGGAAGCCAUUUUAAUUUCAUAGCUGAAUUCCUGCUUCUGAUAACUGAAUUGUGUGUUGUCACUUAAUAUGUAAAGGAUGCUUCUGCUCUUUUUGCCAAUAGAAGCUUUGCACAGGUUGUAGCCCUGAAGGGAUCAAACUGGCUUGGCUUUCGCAAUACUGUAGGUGUUGUUAACUAUCUUGAACAAUACUCUAAGCAGCUGAUAAAUGUUUAGCAAUUGUAACUUACGAUGUCAUCUGCCUAGCAACAUUUGACAGGAGUCUGCUAGCUCUGUCCAGCACUUUAGUGAAGAUCCGGGCAUGUGGCUAUUAGUGAUUAAGGUUAGCUGAUAAAUUCUAGUGUCUUUAUAUUAUAUGUGCCUGUUUGGGCAGAUAGUAUGCUCCACCAAGUUGAGCAUCAGUGAAAGUCAGGGAGAUUUCCUCCACACACCAAGUGAUUAACUGCUGGAGAAAUGUGGGAGUGUCUAACACAAUCAGUUUGUUGUUGAUGUGAUGAACCUCAGUCCUUCUCAUGGUCUGGGUGAGGUUCUCUGCUGUGCUCAGCCAUCAGAAAAGGUUGUUAGAUGAUGGGGAGGGGAGCUCAGUGCUUGGCUUAGGUCCUGGGCAGUUUCUGCCUAGAUCACAAGAGUGUGACAAUUUGUGCUGCUGUUUACCAGCUGUCAAUAUUUACCCUUUAAACCACAGUGUUAAAAGGGAACAAAGGGGGCAGGAGACUGGACAGUCUAGGUGACAGCGCUGCACCAAAGGUGUUUGUGAUUUCACCUCCCCAUGAAUGGUGCAGGGGGAUCUCUGCAGAGUUGGCUUUUGAGAAGCAGGGAAUUGCUGCCCUGCUUUCUCCCUCCAGGGAAAGGGGAUCCAGAGAGAAACUGCUGAACCUCAUGGCAUGAUAUUUUAAUCAAGAGCUGUAGUUCAGAACUCUGCCUAAACUCCUCAGUAAUAUACAAGAUUGAAGCAUUAGUCCAUGAAGUCAUGACGCAGCUCUGAUUUCUGUUUAUUUUAUACUUCACAUGAGCUUCUUUGCAUGUCAUGUGCUGUGUAUUCUUAGAGUCUGGAUACAAUCAAAUCAUUUCAAAAGAGCUCAGUUAGCACAAAUUGAAUCUCCAUCACGUCAAUAUAUAUUUGAAAUACAAAACCACGAAAGCAUGGAGCUUGGUCUAAUGGUGGCAUGAACUGCUGUGCUCCCAGCUUCAGUACUAGGAGACCCAGGGUGAUAUCCCCCUGGACCAGGUGCUGAAUUGAAAAGUGAAAUUGGACAGAGUAAGGCCCUGAAUUUAUGUUUCAUUUUAAGUAUGUGCUUAUGUGCUUUCUGGGAUGGGGAUGUAAAAGAGCAUGUUGGGGCAGGCUUGGGAUGGUUCUCAGAAACACACUCAGCUCACUGGAAGGGGUUGGCUGGAGAGAUGGCAGUGAUCUGAGUCCAUUUGUUUGGGGUUGGUUUGUUUUCUUCAGAUUAAAAAAUUACUAUGUGGUUCCAGAAGGAAAAACUUUUUCUAACAUGGGGGCAUUAGAGGGACAGCAUAACACUGUUGGGAACCAAUGAAGCCCGGACGCUGAUAACAGGAUUUGAAUUCAUUAGUGCUACUGGAGAUAAUUGUCCCUGAAUGUUGGGACUAAGCUCAAAGUUCAAAUUAAAUGUACUGUAAACAGUUGUCUGUCUGCUAACUACAGUGAGAAAUCUUCCUAUGAGUCUGCGAGUGACAAGUGAUGGGUUUCGGAGGGAAGGUUGCAGUUCAAGUUCACUUUGCAUUGCUAAUUGUAAAAGUUCUCUAUUAAUAACUUUUGCAAGGUUCGGUUGUCUAAGCUCGUUGCCAUCCGUUCCGCGAAAGCAGGAGGUGGCAUUGUCACCUCCACUUAGAUUAGCAGAGGUUUAAUUUGGAGAUUUAUUUUUAAAAAUAAAAGUUUUAAUGAUCAGAUCA
This is a messenger RNA of Chelonoidis abingdonii (Abingdon island giant tortoise), 3270 nucleotides long. RefSeq names its product ceramide synthase 4-like. Gene Ontology annotation, biological process: ceramide biosynthetic process. Gene Ontology annotation, cellular component: membrane. The record is from RefSeq and is a predicted model, not a curated record. Gene Ontology annotation, molecular function: DNA binding; sphingosine N-acyltransferase activity. Lineage: Eukaryota; Metazoa; Chordata; Testudines; Testudinidae.